CGCUGUACUUUGGCCGUCGCCAUUAAUUGCCAAAUUCUUACUGUGGUUUCUCUCGCCUGUCUCUACCUUUUUCCGGCGGCGAGGAGGUUUGAGGAGAUGCAGAGGGGCGAAAUCGGAUUUGCGGUGCAUGGAAUGGAGGUGAGAGCGGUGAAUGAAGGUAAUAGCUGCUGCAGCUACGGUGAGGUAGUAGCGCCGUUUGUGAUGAAGACUUACCAAAUGGUGAAUGAUCCGUCGACGAAUGCGCUCCUCGCCUGGGGGAAGGCGAGCAAUAGCUUUGUUGUUGUGGAGCCGUUGGAAUUUGCGGAGAGGAUUUUGCCGGUUUACUUUAAGCACAAAAACUUCUCGAGCUUCGUGCGGCAGCUAAAUACUUAUGGAUUCCGAAAGGUUGAUCCGGAUAAGUGGGAGUUCGCAAACGAGCACUUCCUCCGGGGGCAGAUGCAACUUCUUACCAAAAUAUCAAGAAGGAAACACCCGAUCAAUACCUGCCGGGCAUCACUAACCAAACAGGAAGAUGAAGAAGGUGAUCAUACCCUGAUGAUGGAGAUUGCAAAGUUGAAAGCAGAGCAGAAGAGUUUAGAACAAGAACUGGAGAGCAUGAACAAAAGGCUGGAGGAAACGGACCGAAGACCCCAACAAAUGGUGACAUUCUUACGCAAAGUUGUCGAGGAUCCAAGCAUUCUGCCAUGGCUAAUGCUGGAGAAAGAAAGGAUCAGAACUCUAACAUCCGGAAACACUGACAAGAAGACUAAACUCACAAUAGCUACUGAUUCCUCUAAUUCUUCGUCAUCAGGUACACCAAUCAAGAAUUGGGACAGCCAAUAUCGAGCUAAUGCAAUGGAGGAAUCGACUCCAAUUUCGUCGCCUAAUGGAAACUUGGAUGUUGAUCCGAAUUCACAAUCCGAUGAGGGGUUGAGUUGCAUUAGAGGAACUACUGCAGGUAUGUCUAUGAUCCCACAAGAAAAUCUUAUUACUUAUGCAAAUGUUUCUAGCUCGGCAGCGCCGCCGCCGGUGGGCUCUGCCACCGGAAGUGGUGGUGCUGUGGUGGUGGCUGGUGGAGCUUGUAGGAGAUUUUUUGAAGGAGUAGCGGCCAUUGAGGAAGCUAGUCCUCCACAGCCACCACCAUAUCCAUUCUCAUUGUUCUUUGGUGGGCUUUAGCCCUAUUGAAUUAUUCAUUCAUUUGAACACUAGAAAAGAAACAUAACGGAAAGCUCUUUAAUGUGUUAGUGCGUGACAUUAGUUAAAAGGGUUAUAAAUAUUUAGCAAAUAGUGUUGAAUUCCAAAAGCCUCAAAAUUUAUUUCUCCAUUUGUCGAGUAAAUUUAGAAUAUUUGUGUCCAAUGUUAAAAAAAAAAAAUAUUUUAUUAAAAAAUAAUAAAAAUAAAAGGAUAUUUGAAAAUAUUUU
Andrographis paniculata is the source of this 1400-nucleotide messenger RNA. RefSeq names its product heat stress transcription factor C-1-like. The record is from RefSeq and is a predicted model, not a curated record. Lineage: Eukaryota; Viridiplantae; Streptophyta; Magnoliopsida; Lamiales; Acanthaceae. Gene Ontology annotation, cellular component: nucleus. Gene Ontology annotation, biological process: regulation of transcription by RNA polymerase II. Bases 97 to 1155 code for a protein of 352 amino acids. Gene Ontology annotation, molecular function: RNA polymerase II cis-regulatory region sequence-specific DNA binding; DNA-binding transcription factor activity. The transcript has 2 exons.